GAACCCACCUACCACUUCUUGGUCCAAUUGAUGUGGAAUGACCCUUAUCGUAAUUAUUUUAAAUCGAACAUGCGACAUUCUAUCUCUUAUCUUCUUGUUUUGCCCCCUUCCUCACGUCAUAUUUUGUUGCACCGGUACCUGUAAUUAUUAUUUCGAUGUGUGCUGGCUAUAAUCUCGCAGUUAGUGUUCGAACAAGCAUGCAUUAAACGAACCCUACCCCUUUGUGUUUUUUGAAAACAAAAACAGAGUGAUUUUGUGUGAUAUGGCUUUAUUGGUGGUGUAAUUUGGACGUCUCGUGUUCAUUGUAUGGCCUUUAUAUUUUGAGCUAGUUGUUCCGGUUAUAAAGAAUCGAGUUUGUACAAAUGGACGACGAUAAUCCGACAGAAUUACGUUCACUGGCGGCGAAAUCUUCAUGUAUACAAUUGGUCUACGAUUGGGCCAGUUGUGAAAUGUCAGCAGUCGAUAUUUGGAAAAAGGAAGAAGACUACGGUACAUGCCCGGAUCACGAAUGUUUCAUUUGGCAACUGAACGAAAUGCAGCUACCUGGCAGCCCAGUGAUCCCGAAUUUGGUUCUCGACCAAAUCGAAUACCAUUUGACGUCGAUUUUGAAGCAGGUUACUGACUGGAUCCGUUACCAUCAUCGUAAAAAUUUCUUCCACGAUGAACCGGCAUCUCCGUUGAAAGAAUACCUGCUGAAAUUGAUUUGGAAACCGGAUCGAUCGAUCGACUAUUCAGCUACUGCGAAAAACGUGUUGGCUGGCUCGAAUUUUAACCCUAUGGAGAAGUAUAGAUUCGCUUGCACGUAUUGUUUUUCGGAGGAAGUAUGGAAAUUGAAAGAUUUGGCGGAGAUAGCGACAGAUUGGUGUUUCGAAACGGAGCCUAUGCUGGUUUAUUGGAGUAAAUACUUGACCAAUCAGUUACAUACGAUACCAGUACCGGCGAACGAUUCAAUCGACGAGUUCAUGUUUGCUAAAGCUCUGAAAGAAUACGAUCUUUGGCAGCCCAUAAAGUACUUUUUUGGCAAAUUGAACUGCGGCGCUAGAUUAUUGCAGUGUACCAACUUUAUGAAGAACGGCAGUGGAAAAUAUCAAGAAGAAUUUCUGGCUCUGCUGACGGAAUGUGAAAAAAGUUCCGUGUACCAGACUCAUAUGAUAGAAAUCUAUAGAAAUUACGAAGAGAUUGAAAAUUUCGAAGGUAUGCGGCAGAUUUACGUCGAAUUAAAGGGCAAGUUGAGUUUCGAGCAAUUCGCUCUAAUUAUCGAAAAAUUGGCGGAAUCGUCGAUGCGUGCUGUUCGCUUUUUCAAUGCUCUGACACCAUUACUAGUAGAGAUUUGGAACGAUGCCAGCGACAAGGAUAAACGCCGGGUAAUCUCGACUGGUUUUCGACACCGUUUCGCCCAAAACUGGUACGAGGAGCUCGGAUUCGAGGCGGACUAUCAUUUCAAAAACAGACACCGAUUUCGCAAUCCUUUGGCGUUUAUUCGUGUCAUGGCUGAAGCGUUCAAACCACUAAACUUCUUCAAGAAGAAUUUUUAUUGGCUGGUACUCUGGCAACCGUUUGCUUCUAUAGUCGAACUAAUCGGCAAAUUUCACUUCAAUGCCAAAGAUGUCGAGGAAUUAAAGAAGGAUAUUCGAGAAGUGGAUGUAACUUUUUUGGAAUUAUUGGGGUAUGGCGAGUUUGAUGAUUUUAACAGCGUUGUAUCGUUCUGCUAUUCGGAUGAUAACGCGAGCAGAAUCGCCUAUCAGAGAAGAUUAUUAAUGGACAAUUUGGACCAUGUUAGUUCUGCGUUGGAGCACAUCGGUUGGAGACGAUUUUACGAAUUCAUCAUUAACGUUUUUCGUGACACCAACGACGGAUUAGUUUCUUCCUACACUACGCUACUGAUGCAACACGUUUUAGGGAAUGGAAGGUACUCAUCGUACAUUCUGAUAGCAAACAGCAUCGUGGAAUGUAUUGAAACUUUUGUGCCAGAUCAUGAUGAUUUAUCUAGGGCAAAGAAGACCUGCAUUGACUCGAUUUUCGAUUAUCUUCAUGAUAGUUACUUUAGUCCCAUUUUUAAGGAGACUCGGGUCGAUGAAAUGCUGAUUUGGUGCUACGGAAGCGAGACAGGUGUUGCUGAAUUUAAAGAGAAAAUCAACGUUUCGAAAAUUUUCAUCUCUCUGUUGAAAUGCUGCGUCAGCAACGGAUACAUUUUCAAAGCGAGUGAUUCAAUGGAGGAAUUUUUGCAUUGGUAUUAUCCUGCCGAAAAUGAGAGGAAAGCUUUCAAAUUGGAAAUGAUUUACUCGUAUGGUGAUUAUGAAACGAUCGGGGCAUUUCUAAAAAAGAGAAUGUAUCGUCGACCUAUGUUAAGUUGGUUUUUUGAAAACGACGCCUAUAAAAUAAUGGAAUUUACUACGAAAAUAUACCGGUAGGUUUGUCGAAAUGGUUGUCGAUGGAUGAAUUUUUGUAUUCGGGUGUUAGUACUUAGCAUACCUAAUAUUGUAAUGUGUAAUUUAUUUUAUCUGUGAUUCUAAAUCUUUUUUAAAUACCUAUUUAUUUUUACCCAAUUUAUAGUUAUCGUAAUAAAUUUGUAAUGUGUUUUCUAGAA
Planococcus citri (citrus mealybug) is the source of this 2587-nucleotide messenger RNA. RefSeq lists its product as uncharacterized. The record is from RefSeq and is a predicted model, not a curated record. Bases 363 to 2411 code for a protein of 682 amino acids. The transcript is spliced from 2 exons. NCBI's taxonomy places the organism in Eukaryota, Metazoa, Arthropoda, Insecta, Hemiptera, Pseudococcidae.